AAGGGCGCCCCGGCGCGCGCCGGCGCCCCGCCCACCGCGCGCCCGGCCUUGACGCACGGCCACGCGCACGGGGCGGCGGCGGGGCGCGUGGUGACGGCCGGGGGCGCGAUCCACCCCAACGGCAUCCCGGCGGCGGGCGUCCCCGGAAGCGCCGCCGAGCGCGAGGCGUGCCGCGACAUCCGCUGCGAUUUCGACGCCACGUGCGAGCUGGGGCCCGACAACUUCCCGCGCUGCUCGUGCCUCUUCGACUGCUCGGUGGCGGCGGCCGUUGGCGCCGACACCAAGCCCGUCUGCGCCUCCGACCUGCGCGUGUACCCGUCGCUGUGCGCCAUGAAGAUGGAGGGCUGCCAGCGGCAGGAGGAGCUGCGCCUGCGGCCGCUCGAGCUGUGCGAAGGUAUGGAGGUGAAGCCCUGCAACGGAGAGUCGCCGCUCGUGGACCCGGGCAGCGGCAGGGAGUUCGACUGCGGGAGUGGCCCGGGCCGCCAGGACUGCCCGCCCGACUCCUACUGCCACCAGACGCCGCACUUCGCGCGCUGCUGCAAGAAAGCAGAGAAUUCAAAUCUGAAGAACUGUGAGGACUCUUGGUUUGGUUGCUGUCCUGAUGGCAAGACCCCGGCAUUGGGUGCCGACAAUGCUGGUUGCCCCUCGCAAUGUGGAUGCAACAAAUUAGGUUCAUAUUCUGGAACAUGCGAUCCAUUGACACAGCAGUGCUCCUGCAAACCAGGUGUUGGUGGUCCAAAAUGUGAUCGAUGUGAACCAGGAUACUGGGGUCUUCCAAAAAUAUCAGAAGGUCACCAAGGAUGUAUACCAUGUGGCUGCUCCAAGUUUGGUUCUGUGAGAGACGACUGUGAACAGAUGACUGGACGAUGUGUAUGCAAGCCAGGCAUACAAGGACAAAAAUGCACAAUUUGCACUGAGCAUAACAAAAUAUUGGGCCCAAAUGGGUGCACAUCAGAUUCCACUACACCAGUUCCUACGUCAUGUUCCGAACUGACUUGCUAUUUUGGUGCAACCUGUGAAGAACAUGGAGGUCAAGCUGAAUGUGUAUGCAGGUCAACAUGUUCUGAAGAUUCAGGAAACAUGCAGGUGGUAUGUGGUAAUGAUGGAGAAACAUACGGUUCAGAGUGUCAGCUUAAAUUAUUUGCUUGUAGAUACCAGAAAGAUAUUGUUGUUCAAGCUCUUGGACCAUGUAAAGAAGAAAUGUUUACGGGUACUGAAUGGCCUAUUAAAAGAUCUACUGCUCAUCGUUACACAGAACCAGAGGAUGUUAGUUCUCCUUUGUAUAAAUCUACCAGACAUCUUCUCAUACCUGAUCCUCCAAGCAAUCGUUUCUACUACAACAGCCAUAACCAGGAAGAAACAAACAGUUUAACAUCUGCCUCUCUCCAUCACUUUGGUCCAGGGCGUAAUAAUGCUAAUGACAUAUAUUAUGCAGCAGGGUACCGUCCAACGCCGGCAACUAUCCGUGUAGUUACUGCUCUGCUGGGAGAUUUGUGCACUACUGAUAUGGAUUGUGGAGUGCGCAACAGUCGAUGUGUUGGAGGAGCUUGUUUGUGUCCAGAAGGGUUUGCGGAAACUUCAGAUCGUCAAGAAUGUUUAGCAAACUUCCAUGCUUGUAAUUCUCAACCCUGUCAUCAAGGUGGGGUGUGCCAUGAUCUUCCUCAUGGAGGUUUCCGAUGCGAAUGUCUUCAUCCUUGGGGAGGACAGACAUGUGACACUCCCGUUAUAGAGAGAGCCUAUGAUAUCCCAGCAUUUGAUGGACGAUCAUAUGUUCGGCUGAAGCGUCUCAAGGCCUAUAAUAAACUUAGCUUAGAAGUGGAGUUUAAAACUUAUGCAAAUGAUGGAAUAAUUUUGUAUAAUCAACAAAAAGCUGAUGGAACUGGUGACUUUGUUUCACUAGCAAUUGUUAAUGGUUUUGUGGAAUUCCGUUACAAUUUGGGCAAUGGGCCUGUUGUGAUAACAUCAUUAGAUAAAGUAGAAAUGAAAAAAUUUCAUCGCGUGAUUAUCAAACGUUACCAUCGGGAUGGUAUGCUUAAACUGGAUGACUUUGAAGAUGUAGCAGGACAAUCUCAAGGAACCCUCAAAGCUCUUGACUUAGCUGAAGAUGCUUUUAUUGGAUAUGUUCCCACAAAUGUUUCAAAAGUAUUUGAAAAUAUAGGUACAACAACAGGUCUCAUGGGCUGUAUUAGAAAAUUAAAAGUUGGUCGACGUCUUGUUGAGUUGCAUGAAGGUCUGGAUUCAUUAGUGGAGGAAGCAUCUGGUGUGCAUGAGUGUGGUGAAAACCCUUGUUCAAGCAUGCCAUGUCAUCAUGGAGGAACUUGUCAUGCUAUUGAUUCUGAACACUACAGAUGUGCGUGCACGGAACACUUCACUGGAAAUUACUGUGAAAGUAGAGUUAACCCUUGUUUAUCAAAUCCCUGCACAUUUGGAUCUACAUGUGAAGCUCUACCUCAAGGUGGUUUUAUGUGCAAAUGUCCACCUGGAAGGAAAGGAAAGUCAUGUCAAGAUUUGGAUGCAGAACUUCAUGAAAUAUUUGUUCCGGAUUUCUCUGGUAAUUCAUACAUAGAAUUUCCUCGCCUUGAAGGUGUUAGUCGUGCCUUUUCACUUGAAGUUUGGUUUAUGUCUCGAAUAAACGAUGGAGUUUUGAUCUAUAAUGGUCAACUUGCCAAUGGCAAGGGAGAUUUUAUAUCCUUAAAUAUUGUGAAAGGUCACGUACAAUUUCGAUUUGAUUUGGGUAGUGGAAUUGCAAAUAUAACAUCAGAAAAUGUAAUCACACCCGGGCAGUGGCAUGCAGUCAAAGUAACUAGAGUUAAUCAAGAAGGUACAUUGCAACUUGAUGAAGGUGUUAUAUCAAAAGGUUCUUCAGGUGCAUCGCUUACUGAAUUAAACUUGGAAUUACCUUUUUAUCUUGGAGGAAUUUCCUCCUUAGCAGAAAUAAAUCGUGAUGCUAAUAUUGUUUCGGGGCUAGAUGGAGCAAUACAGAGACUAAUUGUUAAUGGAUACUCUCUAGACAAUCUUGGUGAAAGACCAACUUCCAUUGGAAAUCCUCGCGCACACAACAUAAAACAGUAUCAAGGACUUCCCUGCCCUCCUGAUCCUAGCAGUAAUCCUUGUCUUAAUGGAGGAAUAUGUCAACCACUUCUGAACCUUUAUGCUUGUAAAUGCCCCUUGAAAUAUGGAGGAAAACACUGUGAAGAAUCAGUGGAUGCCUUGGACAUGGAACGUCCAAUACGAUUCACAGGAGAAACUUUCUAUCAAUAUGCAAACAAAGUUGACAAAAGCACUAACACUUCCAUAUCUACUAACGAAACACAUGUAGAAGUUGACAAUGAAACAGAUGGAAUAAAUGAGAGUGAGGAGGAGGAAGAGGAAGAAGAAGAUGAAAUGUAUAAUGAGUAUGAGAUAGAUGGAGAAGGUGAUAUGUAUGAUGAAGAUGAUGUAGAUUUCUUCAAUAAGGGAAGGAAAGGUGAACGUACAAAUCGCUAUGAAAUAACCUUCCGCACACUAGAACCCAAUGGAUUACUUCUGUGGUUAAAUAAAGGCAAAACAUUGCAAAGUGACUACUUGUCUAUAGCAAUAGUAAAUGGAUACCUUGAACUAAGUUUCAAUUUGGGAAAGCAGCAAAACCUACUCCUAGCAAAAUCAAAGGUCCAUGUUAGUGAUGGGUCCUGGCAUACAGCAUUAAUUCAUCGACGAAAACGACAUGGCUACAUCCAGGUAGAUGGAGAAAGUCCAGUACGAUGCAUUGCACAACCAGGAGCAACUGUCCUUAACACUAAUGGGAGACUAUGGCUAGGAGGAGCUCCAACUUUACCAUCAGGUCUACCUGCCCCUUAUUACAUGGGAUUCAAAGGAUGCAUAGAUAAAAUAAAAGUGUCAAGAAAACCUCUCGACAUGUUACAAAGGCUUGGAAAUGAUAGAACUCUCAUUCAAUUUUGCCAUGACAAUGAUGUUUGAUUUUGAAAAAAUGAAAAUUUGGAUCUGUUUGCAUACACUUAAAACAUUAAGAAAUGUGUUUCCUUGCACUGUGUGCAAAGUAUGUCUUUCUGAGUGUGAAAUGUUUUGAAUGAUAGUUAAAAUCAGUGCAUAUUGAAUUAUAAAACAUUAGAAUUGUGCUUGAAGGUCAUGAGUGUUUUAAAAGUUUGUGUAUGUUGUAAAAACAAGUAUAGGUGUGAAUCUGGUGGUCAAAAAGUGCUAGUGAUAAAUGUGAAAAUGGUAUGUAUGAAAAAAUAUGAAUUCAGACUGAAUUUGGAAUGUCAGCCAGGUGCUGAUCAAGAACUAUGCAGAUAUGCAAGUCAGAUAGUUUUAUUUAUAUUGGAAAUAGAUGACAGUGAAGUUUAAAUGUUGUUUGUUACCUGAAUGUGAAAUGACAUUCAGUAAAGCUCUGCUGUGCCUCGAACAUAAUAAGAAAUUUUCAAGAAAUUUUUAUUUUAAGUUUGUGUCAUUGAACAAUGCAAAAUAUAAUAGAUGUAUGGCAAGCAAGAAGAUCAAGUUGGCCUAACACUCCAUUUGUGUUACUCUUUUAAUUUAAGCAAAAUGAAUUGUGAAAAGGCAAAUCAACAUUUUGAUAAAUUUUAUACUUGGUUCUUAUACCCUCUAAUCAGUUUUGAUCUGAACCAAGAAAAUCAUUUUUAACUUGCUAAAGAUGCAAAUAGCUUCAUGAUGUUAGUGUUGUAAAUCUUGUAACACAUGUAUUUGCAAAUUAACUUGAAAAUCUGUAUGAACAAUAUGUGCAAUGUUUGUACACAUUUCAAUUUUUGAGAUUACUGGAAACAAUACAGCUUUAGUCAUGCUCAUAUCAAUGUGACCAAUUUCCAUGUAUGUAUUCAAUUCCAAGUGUUCUGUUAGGAGAGUUCAUUGGACAGUUUUUAAAUUUUAUAUGGAUGGUUCAGCUAACAUUAUUUAAAUAUUUUCCUUUUAGUAUGCUAAUUGUGUAUUAUCAAACCAUUUACCUUGGUGAAUCACUUAACGAUUACUAAUACUUAGGUCGAAUCAAAAUGCAAUCUCCAAACAAGCAUUUAUUACUUAAAUUCAAAAAUAAAAGCUGAAUAAGAUGAAAUUUUAAAAUUAACAUAUCAAUGUAAAAAGGAAAAUAAAAUUAUUGAUAAUAUGUAUAUGAACAUAUCAAUUAACAGAACAAUGAGCAGACAAGCAGACUGCAACUUGCACAUAAAUCAACAUACUAUAAGGUAAAAAUUAUAUAUUAUUUUAGAUCAUGGAAAAAAAUUGUAUAUUAAGUUAUGUAAUACUAUGCAGCAAGAAUGAAUUGACACAGUCAUGUAUUACAUAACUGCCAAAGGUAAGAACUUUGGCAAAGAACAAAGAUGUAAAGUACGUUAUUGCCAACAUUGUAGGUACCUGUAAAUAAAAUAAUGUAAAUUGGAUGUAAGAUCUUUAUAGCUUACAGUGUCUGAUACAAUAAAAGCCAAUUUAUUUACAGCAAUAUGACGAUAAAACAUAACAACUGUAUGUAAAAUGAAAAAUUGACAUAUUAUUAAAAUGUGUUCCAAAGUAUUAAUGAAAGAAAGGCAUCUCAAACUGAUUUAAUUACAAUAAAAAAUGAAAGACUCCA
This is a messenger RNA of Gryllus bimaculatus (two-spotted cricket), 5572 nucleotides long. The record is from the annotation of a GenBank genome assembly. Lineage: Eukaryota; Metazoa; Arthropoda; Insecta; Orthoptera; Gryllidae.